This is a messenger RNA of Musa acuminata subsp. malaccensis (wild Malaysian banana), 1596 nucleotides long. RefSeq names its product transcriptional regulator STERILE APETALA-like. The record is from RefSeq and is a predicted model, not a curated record. Gene Ontology annotation, molecular function: protein binding. NCBI's taxonomy places the organism in Eukaryota, Viridiplantae, Streptophyta, Magnoliopsida, Zingiberales, Musaceae.
AAACCGAAACCAAUCCAUAAAUAACGGAAGCUGAGAAAACGAUGCAACGACGCCUAUAAAACACCGGGUUUUGUAAACUACACGUCCGGCAAAUCUCCGCCUUCUCCUUCUCCUUCUCCCUCUCCCUCAAUUCUCCCUUUCCGUCUGCUCGUGUGCUGAUGUCGAGGUCGCCGCAGGAACGUCGCGAACGCGACAGCGAGGGAGAGGGCGAAGAGGAGGCCGUCGCCUCCGUAAGACACGCCGUGGGCCUCGGCCGCGGCACCGGUGGUCCCUCGUCGUCGCGGCCGAGGUUGUCCGCGGAGGCGGUCUGGCCGGAGCACUUCGUCGAGGCGGUCGCUGCGCGGGUCGCCAUCGACGCCGCGCGCAACGGCGGGCGGCUCGCUGCCGCUCCUGCCAUCGUCGCCGUGUUCCAGGUGUGCGCCACGUGGAGGGCUGUUUCCCGUUCUGAGCUCCUGUGGAAGGACCUGGCCGGCCGCAUCUGGUCCCGUCAACGCUCCUCGCUCCCGUCGUGGCGCGACGAGUUCGUCCGCCUCCACCGCACUGCCGCCAACUUCCGGGUUCGCCGCUCUGCUUACUCUCGUCUGCUGCCUCCCUCCGCUGCGCUCUCUUGCCGCCGUCUUACCCUGUCGGACCGCCACCUCGCCGCUGGCUACCGCGACGGCUCUGUCCGCUUGUUUGAUCUCCCCGCCGGUCGGCCGGUCGCCACUUAUCGGGCCGAUCCGCACCGCGACCGACUCGGACGCUUCUCUCAGGCUGUCUCGGGCGUCGUCUUUCUCGCUGAGCCCGAUGAACGCCUUGCGUUCGCUUCCCAGGACGGAGAUAUCCACGUGGUGAGCCUCGACGUGUCCGGAACCGUCCGGCGGGCUCACGCCGGCAACCUCGUGGAGGACGGAACGCUGGUUGACUUCACCGGAGACGAUCGCCGGUGGGUGGGCUUGUUCGCGGGGGUUCCUGGCCGGUCAUGGCACGUCUGGGACGCCGCCACGGAGCAGCUGGUUUAUGUUGGUGGAACCUUGACGGAUCCCGACGCCGUAUUGGGUUGGCACAUGCUCACCGACUUGUCCGGGCCGGUGGUCGGCCGCGUGAGGGUUGCCGAGCCAGAAGUUGCGGUAGGGUGCACUACUUCGAGCAUGGAGGUGGUAGACCUUGAUGAUACCGUGACGACGCUAAACCGGCUCGAUCUCCAACACGGAGCCGCCGUGGACUCGGUGGACGCGUGCGAGGGCCGGGUGAUGGUGGUGGACGCGCGAGGUCUGGCGAAGGUGCACGACGUGCUGACGCUGCAGGAGAUUUGCAGGUUUAGCACGUUGAGGAGGGCGGAGGAGCAGCAGCAGCAGCAGAGAGCCGUGGGCGUGGUAGGGUGCAUGAACUGGGGUUACGCGUUAGUGUUCGCUGCUCGCGGGUUUCGGGUGUGGGACGCGACGACAGGUGAGUACUUGUACAGCUUUAGAGAGACGAUAAGCGAGGCCGCCGCCGUGGCCGCCAGUGACCGAUACGUCGUUGCUUGGGCAGACGACACGGGAUUGCACCUGUGGGAUUUUGGAACCAUGUAAAUGGAGAAACGCAAGCACGAUCGGGUUCGAAAACUAGACAGAA